AUGACUCAAGAUAGGUUCCUGUUAUUAUUGAGAGUCCUUCAUUUCAGUGAUAAUCGCAAUCAGAUUCCCGGAGAUAGAUUAUUUAAAAUAAGAACAAUUGUAGAGUCCCUCCGAAAAAAGUUUAGUUUUACAUACCAGCCUCAUCAAAAAGUGUGUGUUGACGAAAGUAUCGUUGAAUGGAAAGRCCGACUUCAAUUUAAACAAUACAUUCCAUCAAAACGCCAUCGUUUUGGCAUAAAGUUAUUUGUUUUAUGCGAUUGUAAAUCUGGUUUUGUUCUUGACUUUUUAAUUUAUACUGGUGAUAAUACACAUAUAACUAUAAACGAAACAUUAAAACUGUCUGGUUCAGUGAUAUCGACGUUAAUGGAGCCCUACGUAAAUAAAGGACAUAUAAUUUAUAUGGAUAACUGGUACUCAUCCCCAACAUUAUUUGAAUAUUUAUUGGAAAAAGGUACCGGAGCAUGUGGUACGGUAAAAAAUACAAGAAAAGGCAUGCCUAGUUUCCCUAAAAAGUUAAACGUUGGUGAAUGUAUUUCUGCUACAUCAACAACCCCUAAUAUGAUAUGUUGUAAGUGGAAAGACAAAAGGGAUGUACAUAUGCUAUCCACAGUUCAUAAACCCAUAAUGAAGAAAACAAAUAAACAGGAUAGGCAUGGAAAUGAUAUACAUAAACCCGAAUGUGUAAUUGAUUACAAUGCAAAUAUGGGCUUGAUUGAUAAAUCAGAUAUGCAAAUUUCGUUCAAUACGACUUCCAGGAAGUCCAUAWWAUGGUACAAAAAWUUUUUUUUUCAUUUACUUGAUUUAUGUGUACUUAAUUCGGGAAUUGUAUGUAGUACCGUAGAAAAAAAAACUUUGAAGUUGCCAGRAUUUAGGUUGAAAUUAAUCGAGCAAAUGUUACAUGCUCAUUUGUCUGAUAAUAUAUCACCUAGUCGUGUAGGGCGUAAACCAAAAGACGAAUUACCGCUUAGACUUACAGCUCGUCAUUUCCCUACCAGAAUCAAUACUGGAGAAGUUWAAAAAAAAAUKUCCAGAAGAUGUCAUGUCCAUUAUAAUUCAAAAUUAAAUCCCCAAUCAAGAAAAGAUACUUCUUAUGAAUGUAGUGAAU
This is a messenger RNA of Diuraphis noxia (Russian wheat aphid), 1105 nucleotides long. RefSeq names its product piggyBac transposable element-derived protein 4-like. The record is from RefSeq and is a predicted model, not a curated record. Lineage: Eukaryota; Metazoa; Arthropoda; Insecta; Hemiptera; Aphididae.